UUGAUCAUCUACGGUAUAUUGAGCCUGGUGAUCUAUUUAUUGUACAAAAUACUGAUACGACCACUGAAUCGAAUCCGCAGAUUUGGUGAUGUUGGUAUUCAUUUUGGAAAGUCAAAGAUAGAUGAUCGACAUAAAAUGGAAUAUUUAGAGCGAAUACGUCGAAUUCGACGAGUAGGUAAUAUUCCACCCGUAUAUCCGAAUGGAUGGUUCUGCAUUGCUCAAUCUUCAGAAAUAAAACCAAAGGAAGUAAAACCAGUCGAAGUUUUUGGUGAACAGCUCACUUUGCUAAGAUCGGAAUCUGGUGAAGUAUAUCUAGUUGAUUCAUAUUGUCCUCAUUUGGGUGCAAAUCUGAGCAUUGGUGGAAGGGUUGUUAAUGAGAACUGUAUCCAAUGUCCUUUUCAUGGAUGGAUCUUUAGCGGUGAAACCGGAAAAUGCGUCAGUAUUCCAUACAAUAAGCAAUCAAUUCCAGAACAAGCAAAAAUAGCCAUUUGGCCAACCACUGAAAGAAAUCACCAUAUAUAUGUUUGGUACCACUGUGAUGGACUGGAGCCCUGUUGGGAGGUAGAACCAAUCGAAGAAGUUGAGAAUGGUAACUGGACUUAUAAUGGGAAAACUGAACAUGAAAUAUGUUGCCACAUUGAAGACAUACCUGAAAAUGGAUCGGAUAUUGCGCAUCUAAACUUUUUGCAUUUGUCUGCGGGGCUUCAUGGUAAUGAUAUAACGAAGAUUGAAAUGGACAACCAGGAACCGUUGAUGAAACACAUUUGGGAUGGUAAUUGGGAGCAACAACCAGCACCGAACCAACAUAUUGGUGUCAUGAGUUUAAGCGUAAUUUUAUCUUUUGCGAAAAUCCCAAUUUCAUGCACUGAAACCAAGCUCAAAGCAAGGCAGAUUGGUCCAGGAAUUGUGUACAUGACAUUCGAUUUUGGAAAAUUUGGUCGAGGCGUCCUUCUACACCAUGUCACACCUGUGGAGCCUCUACUCCAAAAAACACGUUUCGUUAUGUAUUCAACAAUGCCAAAAAUAAUCGCAAAUAUAUUUUUAAUCUUCGAAACGACUCAAUUCGAGCGUGACAUAUACAUUUGGAACAAUAAAUGUUAUAUAAAACCAGCUUUAAUCGUCAAAAAUGAUGGUCCAAUUCACAAGCACAGAAGAUGGUUUAGUCAGUUUUAUUCAGAAAAUAGUCCAAAAUUGAACAAUAACGGUACUGUCACUAGUAAACCAAAGUCAAUUUAUGACUGGUAA
Molecule: messenger RNA, 1245 nt
Organism: Dracunculus medinensis (Guinea worm)
Lineage: Eukaryota; Metazoa; Nematoda; Chromadorea; Rhabditida; Dracunculidae
Source: the annotation of a GenBank genome assembly